ACAAAACAUGUACAAAGGAAUCUUAAAUACAUGAAAGAGGUUUCAUAAAUUUCUAGUUUUUCAUCAUGCACCAAACAGACCACAGAUUCCCGUGACACUUUAAUCUGCACAAAAAAUAAAACCUCUCCCAACAACUUUGUUAUUUGCAUUACGUCUCCCCCCACCCCCACAUGCCAUCACUUCUCUCUCUCUCUCUCUCUCUCUCUCUCUCUCUCUCUCUCUCUCUCUCUCUCUCUCUCAGUUUCUCUCUCUUCUUUCCUGUAGCAGGUCUGUUUUCCGAGCAUAGUAAGUAAUAAUCUGCCAAACUAAGCCUCUGCUACACUCUAGCACCCUACUCUCUCAUUUUCACCUAUUCAACUAGCAAUUAUUGUGGUGUUACAUAAAAAGGUCUCCAAUUUCACUUCAUAAUGCCAACUUCAUCUUCAUUUUUGAGACAGUUAAGUGCUAAGGAAACUUGGAAAUCAACAUCCAGCAGGUGGAGUGGAAAAAACACCUACAACAACACUUCGGGAGUGACUUGUAGUGAUUUUGAAACUAAUCUGAACCAAAUGGAAGGGUUUAACAUAAACAUGUAUGGAAAUGAAGAGAGUAGUGGCAUGAUGGUGAGGAAAAGAGUCAUGGUUGUUGUGGAUGGAUCUUCACAUUCUAAACAUGCUAUGAUUUGGGCACUUACUCAUGUUGUUAAUAAGGGUGAUUUGUUCACUUUGCUUCACAUUGUUUCUCCUCAAAGGGCUCAUUCUGAAUCUUAUUCUUCUGCUUAUCUUGUUAAUCAUCUUGGGUCACUUUGCAAAGAUUGCAAGCCAGAGGUGGAAGUGGAAGCACUUGUAAUUCAAGGACCAAAACUUGACACAGUGAUGAGCCAGGUCAAGAAAUUGGAAGUCUCUAUCCUGGUACUAGGCCAAAAGAAGCCACCUUCCCUCUUAAGCUGUCUGUGUGGAAGUAGCAGCUGCAGUAGCACAGAAGAGUUUGUGGAGUACUGUAUCAAUAAUGCAGAGUGCUUGACAAUAGGAGUAAGGAAGAGAAGCCAGGGCAAUAAUGGCUACCUUAUCAGCACCAGGUGGCAGAAGAACUUCUGGCUUUUGGCUUAGAUUAUAGUUUAUCAUCUGCUAGUAAUAGUUUUAGAUCUCAUUAGAGUGAUAAAUGGGGAAAUAAAUUAACCUUCAUAUUUCUAUUGUUAUCUACUAUAAUCUAUCUCACUUUGUAACUAAUUCUGACUUGUGUAUCGAAACUUUACUAAUGUAAUAAGUCUUGUCA
Lathyrus oleraceus (garden pea) is the source of this 1254-nucleotide messenger RNA. RefSeq lists its product as uncharacterized. The record is from RefSeq and is a predicted model, not a curated record. Lineage: Eukaryota; Viridiplantae; Streptophyta; Magnoliopsida; Fabales; Fabaceae. Bases 408 to 1088 code for a protein of 226 amino acids. The transcript is spliced from 3 exons.